AUGCCUGAUGAGUUCCUUGCCACGAAACCCACCCCGCUCUGGCUCACUCUCUACCACCUAGUCACGCGCCUCCCUGACACUCUGCGCUCAGUCAGGGACCACUUCCUUGCUCGCUGCCCCACUGAGCUCACCAUUGCCCUCCUCGAGAAGGAACUCCUUGCAACUGAGGCUAGCAUAGUCGCUGUAGGUGCCUCUCGUGGUGACCCCCGUACCCCGUUCUUUGAGGGGUGUUCUCCCUCCCCCUUCUUCCCUCUGUCGCCUCUGCUGCUGCUGUCGACCUCCUUGGUGCUGAGAAGGUCGGGACUGCGUCUGCUUCGAGCGGGCGCCGCAGCGGCAAGGGCAAAGGGGCAAGGGCGGUGGGUGGUGACAGGGGGGGUGGCAAUGGUGGGGGAGGUGGUGGUGGCGGGGGUGGUGGCGCGGGUGGGGGAGGUGGCAGCGGGGGGGGAGGGGGGUGGCGGCAGCGGCGGGGGAGGUGGCCGGGGCGGAGGAGGUGGUGGUCGGGGUGGCAGUGGACGAGGCAGCGGCCGGGGUUGGGGUGGUCGAGGAGGUGGUAGCGGCGGUGGUGGUCGUGGAGGCACUGGGGGUGGCCAGGGCCGCAGCACACUCCGUCGCCCCAGGAGGUCCGUGAGUGGGGUGAUUGAUAUCUAUGCUCUAGACUUUGAUACUAUUCUCACUGCCAUGUAUGUGAUGUCUACUAGUGGAGAGGGUGCUGAGUACAUGAGUGUCCCGCCCGACCCGGGCAUUAGGACUAGUGUUCCGCCACUUCAG
Messenger RNA from Closterium sp. NIES-65, 768 nucleotides. NCBI's taxonomy places the organism in Eukaryota, Viridiplantae, Streptophyta, Zygnematophyceae, Desmidiales, Closteriaceae. The record is from the annotation of a GenBank genome assembly.